CCGAGGCUGCCCGGUGCUGGCUCCAUGGGGCGCCGGCGGCACCGGGUGGAAGGGGCGGCCCGAGCCCUACCUGAGGUUAUCGCCGCGCUGAGUCGGUCCCUGCCCGCUGGACCCAGCCCCGAAAUCUUCCGCCGCGCAAAGUUUGACCGACCAGAGGCGGCUCCGGUGCUCUGGCAGCUUCUCUUGCGGGUGCUCUCACAGCUUGGUGAAAUCAAUACCUGUACGGACCUUGCCCCAGAGGCCCAAGCCCAUGUGGUGAAGUCAGCACUGGGUUCCCAAGGCUACCCCAGGUCUGCGCGGCUGCAAUUUCCUGAGAGCAGUUCUCAGGGAAGCCGGGAACUGCUGCUGGCCCUGUCGUGGCUCCUGGCACGAGGACCCUUGCUUGAGCAGCUGCUUGCCCAGACCCGUGUGCAGCUGGGUGACCAGUUGCCCCAGUGUGAGUGGGAGGCCCAGGCCAGUCCUGGUCCUCCUGCACCCCUUGUGGAAACAAAGAGUCCUGUGGAUCUCCGACUAGUGCAAUGGCUGAUGGGAAAGCUGCGGCUUAGGUGGCGGCGCCUGAUCUCCAGUCAGCAGGAGCAGUGCACCCUCCUCGGCAAGAUUCACCUGUACACCCAUGGAUGCCACAGCCAUCAGAGCCUUGGCCAUCUUUCUGUUGCCGAAACAGAGAUGCUGAGGGAUCAAGAGAGCAGUCAGCAGCUUCUGCAGGCCUUGGAGAGCGAGAACACACGCUUGGAGGCAGCUCUGGAGUGGCGGCGCCGUGAGCUGGUCUUCUGGCAGUGGAUGGAUACAGUUCUGGAUGCCUGUCCCCCCGAGAGUCCUGCUGUGACCUCACAGCCCACAGUCCUGCCCGUGAUCUCUGGCGGUGGGCUUGGUGAGCUGGAGGUGGUGAAGCAGGAGUUGCAGGCCCUGCAGGAGGAGCUGCAGGAACUGGCUGGGCCCCGGCGGGCUGUGUGGGAAACCCAGGUUGGAGGCCUAGGCCGGGGGCCAGAGUGGAGCAACACAAGGAAGGCCUUGGAGGAUGCUGUCAAUCAGGAGUUGGUAGCCCUGCAGGGUUCCUGGGAGCAAUCCAGUAACCCUGCCCAGUCACAAAGACCCCAUCGACUGGUGAGAAGGAAGGACGGGGCACCAAGAGCCCAAGGCCUGCAGGCAACCCAGGCGAUCAGGACACUGAGCACCCAGGAGGCCUGUCUGAAGAAGGUGCUGCACCAGCUACAGAGUCAGUGUCAGGAGGAGCUAGCCAGGCUGGCCGGCGCUCUGCCUGGCUUGAUUUGGAUUCUGGCUCCCGGACACUGAAGGCCCAAGAUGUGUCC
Acomys russatus (golden spiny mouse) is the source of this 1310-nucleotide messenger RNA. RefSeq names its product tubulin epsilon and delta complex 1 (gene Tedc1). The record is from RefSeq and is a predicted model, not a curated record. The coding region runs from base 25 to 1293 and encodes 422 amino acids. NCBI's taxonomy places the organism in Eukaryota, Metazoa, Chordata, Mammalia, Rodentia, Muridae. The transcript has 8 exons.